This is a messenger RNA of Penicillium diatomitis, 2319 nucleotides long. RefSeq names its product MKT1 family protein. The record is from RefSeq and is a predicted model, not a curated record. The coding region runs from base 1 to 2319 and encodes 772 amino acids. Gene Ontology annotation, molecular function: 5'-3' DNA exonuclease activity; 5'-flap endonuclease activity. Lineage: Eukaryota; Fungi; Ascomycota; Eurotiomycetes; Eurotiales; Aspergillaceae. The transcript has 7 exons. Gene Ontology annotation, biological process: mismatch repair; DNA recombination; DNA double-strand break processing. Gene Ontology annotation, cellular component: nucleus.
AUGCCGAUCCGUCCCCUUGACGAAUGGACCGUGGGCCGCACGCAGUCCCUGCCUCUGUCCACACUGAAGGGUGCGGUCAUUGGUCUCGAUGCUUCCCACUAUCUCCAACAGCAUCUGGUCAACCAGUCGACUCGAGAGGCCCUGCUCGGCGCCCUAGGGGGCUUUCCCUUCGCGCUCAAGGCCAACAUUGAACGAGAGCUUCAGACUUACAAGAAUCUGGGGGUGACAUGUGUCUUUGUUUUCAAUGGCCUCGAUUUUGGCAAGAAAGAUGAAAAGCCUCGCAACCAAGCUGCCAUGGUUCGCUCGUUCGAGCAAGCUUGGGAGCUGUAUGACCAGCAGCAAGCGGACCAAGUUGUCGAUGCCUUCAGCAAUGCCGGUAUGAAUAGCCUCGCGGCACGCAUGUCCGAUAUCUGGUCGCCUUCAUUGCCGGCCACAGUACUCUGUGGCUUCCUGGUGGUAGCUCCGAUCGAAGCUGACGAUGAAACAUCAGGCACCCCGCCUCCGGAAACCCUUUACAAGUUCCUACAACGGAUUCUCUAUCAGAACGGCGUAGCCUUCAUGGUUGCUCCGUACAGCGCGUGUGCGCAGGCCAUGAUGGAAAUUGACCGUGCAUCCGUUGAGCAGCUUGCCUAUCUCGCCCGGGGCUCCCAUCCGGUCAUCGAUGCCAUUUACGGACCCUCCGAAGCUCUUUUCUUUGAUAUUGAUAAACUCGUGACCCGCAUCGACAUUGAGCCCGCGCAAUUCUUCUGGCUCACGAAACGCACACUCCAGGAGGAAUUGGGUCGCUUAUCAAAUGAUCAGUUCUUGGAUUUUGGCCUCCUUCUGGGAUCACCGUUCUUGAGAUCGUUCCCGUUGUUUGAGAAUCCCGCCUUCCCCGGAAAGCUACCGACCGUUCGGGACGCGCUGCCCAUGUUCAAUGCGGCCGGCCGGAGCGCCUUGACAUUGUGUGCGCAAUUCGAAGACGAGCGUCGGAUGCAAGAGCUGGACUACACAAAGCGAUACAAGCGAGCCUACUUGGUUGUCAAGCACCAUGUGAUCAUCGAUGUUGAGGGACGAGUGGCCCCGAUGCACCAGGAGGAAACCCCCUCGGACAUGCACGAACUCAUUGGACUGCGACUACCGGAAGAGCUAUACUUUUAUAUGUCCAAGGGCGUGAUUGGUCAUGAUGUUCCCAACUUUCUCACAUCUGGCGAAGUCCGCUUGACCCUGCCGUUGGGCACGGAAGACACCGAAAUUUACCGUCAACUUGUAGCAGAUACUCUCACUCCCAUCAGGGCACAGUCUAUCGGACUCUUGGCCAACUGCCUUCAUCGAUUCUAUCAGACUAAGACGAUCACCAUCCGACCUUGGUUCGACCAAGACUCGACCCAAAGACAGAUCAACCUGAAGGGACUCCCGUCCGUGAAAGAGACUGUGCAGGCCUGGAGAGUUUCCAGUGACAAGUUCACAGAGGAGACCAAGGGCCUCCAAGCCCCCCGCGGCUCGUUCAAGUUUGGCUUGCAGAGCCUAACGAACCCUGAAUUCGUGGCCAGAACAUUUGCCAGCAAAGACACACCCAUUCUUUCCACACAAGAAGACAUUUUGUCGAAUGUGGUUUGGCGAUUCUUGCAAUUGCGCGGCUACGUGGACGACAAGCACAACUUGACCGCUUGGGGCAAAUGCCUCCAACAAGCACUCGCAGGAGUAGAACUCGAGGACAAUCUGGAAGAGGCAAUUUUUAUCGCGAUUGAAAUGCUCCGCAUGGGUCUUCUCAACACAAAGAACUGGUUCUCGCAUGUCUCAGGAGGUCCAAUGCGAGGCUCGGAGGAGGAUAAAACAUUUAACAUGUUGGUAUCUCGCGUGGCAUGCAUCGCAAAAUUGCAGCACAAGCCCAUUGGCUACUCUGGCCCUCUUAGUCGACAACUCCUAUGCUAUCGCUCCCUCAUUUGUGAGGUGCGCACCGCACUCAGAAAUCUCAUCGAAUCGGUUCUUGUCAGUCUGUUGCUGAGCGGAGAUGCUGAUCGUGAUCGCAAAGACUGGGUUGAGCUGGGCGUUAAACUUCCUUUUAUUGACGAUAACGACUGUGGCCUCGGUAUUGCCGUGCGGACUUAUCUGGACGACCUGCCACUACAAGCCAAUCCCACUUCGCCAGAGGCUCGCCAGGAGGUCAAGUCCAAGGGCAAAGAGUGGUUCCAGCACAGCGAGAGUUUCACUGGCAACUUGGACCUAGCCUUUAGAUUGUGGGAUGCCGUCUACCAAGGAACGCAAAAUGCAGGCAAGGAGUUCAAGGAGGCGCGACUUUGGGACAAUGCCAACAAGUGGUUGGCAGACCGACGAUAG